Cynara cardunculus var. scolymus (artichoke) is the source of this 1542-nucleotide messenger RNA. RefSeq lists its product as uncharacterized. The transcript has 3 exons. NCBI's taxonomy places the organism in Eukaryota, Viridiplantae, Streptophyta, Magnoliopsida, Asterales, Asteraceae. Bases 1 to 1542 code for a protein of 513 amino acids. Gene Ontology annotation, molecular function: zinc ion binding; nucleic acid binding. The record is from RefSeq and is a predicted model, not a curated record.
AUGGUAUCAGAGCUGCGGUUUAAGCGAUCUGAAUAUCAGAAAUGCUUGAUGUCGGAUCACGACGAGGCGAGCCAUACUCCACCGGACCCCAAUGUCGGAAAAAAUAUUCCAGGUAACACCAGUAAUAAUGAGAAUGCUCUGAUAUCCCCUCGUACCGAAAGGCUCAUGAAAUGUAUGACAGAUCAGCUUCAAAUAGCGUUAGAACAACAUCAACGUGAAUUUGAGAAACGGUUAACGGAAGAUCAUGAACGUAAUAAUGCUUUAAAACCUGAUGAUAGAGGUAAGGGUCCAACUAAUGACGACGUGCCACGAACCAAAAUCGAACGAGUCUCAUUUAAAACCUUUCGAAGCAGUGGAGCGACAGAAUAUACAGGACAAUCAGAUCCUGUACUUGCAAUGCAAUCGAUACAGAAUACCGAAAAGGUGUUUCGGAUCACUCAAGUACCCGAUGAUGAUAAGGUGAAGUACGCAUCCGCGAUGUUCAUCGACCGAGCAUUGGUGUGGUGGGAUAAUACGUUCGAAUCUCUUGACCCARUUACCCAAGAGAAUAUGACGUGGAAAGAAUUUCGAGCUUUAUUCUUUGAGCAAUACUGCCCAACGGACCUUCAGAGACGCCUUGAGAAAGAAUUUAUGGAUUUGAAGCAGGGAAAUAUGACUGUGAUUGAGUAUGAGACUGAAUUUAACCGAAAGGCACGGUUUGCCCAACGGUUUAUGACUUCUGACCAAGACAAGAUUGACCAUUUCGUCGAUGGGCUACGACGAGAAAUCCGUGACUUCGUUGUGAACCGUGAUAUUCCGAGUUUUGGUAAAGCUGUCGAAUAUGCUCGACACCGCGAACAUGAUUUAACGAUACCCGAUGAUACCGUUUCCACACCAAAACGACAAAGAACUGACAGGAUCUUUUCGGCACCGUCACAUAAACCAUCACGACUAUUUACAUCAAGACGGGUGCAAACUCAGAACAAUCCUCGUGCUCCUUCUCAAGCCUAUACGUUACAGUCGAGCAAACCAAGAGACUGUCGGAGGUGCAGAAAGACACACCAGGGCCGGUGUGAUACGGAUAGAUAUGUCAUUAAAUGUUUUUGUUGCGGUGAAGCGGGUCACGUUAGGAUGAAUUAUCCCCAGAGAGGUCUUGCAUGUUUUUCCUGCGGAGUGUUAGGGCAUCAUAUUAAAGAUUGUCCCCGUAUAAAAAGGGUUGAAAGCAAAGCCUCGGUACAACAACCAAUGAGAGUGGGUACUUCAACCCAAAAGGAGGAGGUGCCCAGGGCACGAGCCAGGGCUUUUCAAAUCACAGCAGAAGAGGCAUUGAAGGAGCCGGACUACCUCGAUUAUGUGCCAAUCAUGCUUGAAAAACCUUUUAAUGUCGAUACUGCGAACGGAGUAACACUUGAAGCUGAUAAAGUUUAUAAAGACUGUAAAUUAGACUUAGAUGACCAUGAGUUCAUGGUCGAUUUGAUUCCAAUGGAUAUUCAUAACUUUGAUGUGGUAAUUGAUAUGGCUUGGUUGAUGAAGAACCGAGCAAAAAUCAUUUGCUCGCGAUGA